Molecule: messenger RNA, 1165 nt
Organism: Phoenix dactylifera (date palm)
Lineage: Eukaryota; Viridiplantae; Streptophyta; Magnoliopsida; Arecales; Arecaceae
Product: sm-like protein LSM1B
Biological process (GO): deadenylation-dependent decapping of nuclear-transcribed mRNA
Cellular component (GO): P-body; Lsm1-7-Pat1 complex
Molecular function (GO): mRNA binding
Source: RefSeq, a predicted model, not a curated record
UUAGUCAAAGGAGCAGUUCUUUUCCUUGUCAGCUUCCACCUCCCGUCUCUCUUCCUUUCUUUUUCGAUGGGAGGCGGAGAGAAAGGGGCUAUCUUUUUCGAGAGCAGGGAAAACUUUCAUCCUUCUUCCUAAUUAUUUUCCCUCGAUUCCUUGUAAUCGAUCCGGCCUUUUCUGUCCCGUCGAGAAAUUUCUGUUUUUGGGACUAGGGUUUUGAUUUUCGGGUAAGUAGGGCUGGGAUCUGGGAGCGUUUCGGUGGAAAUUUAGGGUUUUGGCUUGUUGGUGGUGGUGCGGGUAAGGAAGCUAGGAUUUCGAAGAAAAGUUGGUUUUUUUAGGGUUCUAUUGGUUGAGGGAGAGUGGGAGAGCUUGAUUUGGUGGUGGGUUGGUGAGGCAGUGGAGAAUUCGGGCUGCCAAUGCGAUUUGUCGCGGUCUGGGUGGACUCUUCGGUGAUUUUUGACAGGCCGAAAGGGUUGGGGCUCGAUGUCGUGGGCUGGACCGGAAGAUAUCUUUCUAUCUACCUCCCUUGCGAGUUAUCUUGACAAAAAGCUUCUUGUCUUGCUACGUGAUGGAAGAAAGCUUUUGGGAAUUCUUCGCUCUUUCGACCAAUUUGCAAAUGCUGUUCUUGAAGGUGCUUGUGAGCGAGUAAUUGUGGGAGAUUUGUAUUGCGAUAUCCCAUUAGGUCUAUAUGUGAUUCGUGGAGAGAAUGUUGUGUUAAUUGGAGAGCUGGACUUGGAGCGAGAGGAGCUUCCUCCCCAUAUGAUUUGUGUUUCAGCUGCAGAGAUAAGAAGGGCACAGAAAGCAGAAAGAGAUGCUACAGAUCUCAAAGGUUCCAUGAGAAAGAGAAUGGAGUUCCUGGAUCUGGAUUGAUAGCGAAGUUAUUUGCUCAUGCUCACACACUACCGUUUUGGUUAUGUUGGUAUUCAGUCUAUUCAAUGAUUGGUCUAUUCUUCAUGAAACAAGUUGCAGCAUGAGCUCAAAGGAAAACCCUGCUCAAUAAAGUCUCCGUUAACUGUUGCAUCUUCGCCGUAUUUACUGUUGAUUUGUAUUGACUGCUCUUCCGUUGGAUCUUGUACUAUUUGCCAAUCUGGUUGUUAUUGAUUUGAAGACCCAAAUUUGAUACUGAAUUGUAACUCUAUUUGAAUUUAAAUAGAUCCUUGUACUCUGCUAA